AUGAGCACAACGAUAGUGUCCACAAGUGUAACCGAGACAGGGCAUAUUCCCUUGACAACGACCUUUACGCCUCCGGAUUCAUGCGUCAGUGAUUUGUGGCUCGGCAGUACCAGCGGAAAGACAUGGAUGAACCUGGGACCCAUAAGCCACGCUGAAUGCCUUCCAUCCGGCUGGGCAAAAACGAGUUAUUAUUCCCCUGGGAUAUGCCCCUCGGGCUAUGGGAUUGCUGCCAGUGGCACAGUGAUUGAUGGAACAAUUACCGAAACCGCGGCAACAUGCUGUCCAACACUCGACGGCCACACAUAUGUGACCCGACCGGCAAAGUCAUCAACCGUCUCUGAGUCGAUAGACUGCCUAUGGAGCCCAGGUCCCGAUGUCACCACCGAAUUCACAUACACCUGGACCGAAGGCGACGCUACAUCGAGCUCAAGUACUGCUUUGAGCCUCGAUGAACACGUCAACGCAUAUGGCGUCUAUAUCAGAUGGCAGUCGACCGAUUCCAGCACUCCUGCAUCGAAUACCGCCACUACCACCACCGGCGCCACAGCCGCCGCCACAACCAGCGCGGCUGCUAUAUCCCCGACCACCCCAGACCCGCCGGGCUCGUCAGGCUCGUCGGGCUCAUCAGGAUCAUCGGGCUCGUCGGGACUCUCAACGGGUGCCAAAGCAGGUGUUGGCGUCGGAGUCGCAGCGGGAGCAAUUCUUUUGAUAGCACUCCUAGCGCUCUUCUUGAUACGACGCCGACGGGCGAAGAACCAGGUUCCCCCGCCAAUCGAGAUGCCGACAGGAUAUUCACAGACUGCUCCACAACGGUUCGUGGAGCUGCCUGCAGACACAGAGAUGCCGGAGUUGGACUCGGACAACUUGAGGAAAUAUGAGAACCGCUAA
This is a messenger RNA of Penicillium waksmanii, 888 nucleotides long. RefSeq lists its product as uncharacterized. The coding region runs from base 1 to 888 and encodes 295 amino acids. The transcript has 2 exons. NCBI's taxonomy places the organism in Eukaryota, Fungi, Ascomycota, Eurotiomycetes, Eurotiales, Aspergillaceae. The record is from RefSeq and is a predicted model, not a curated record.